Molecule: messenger RNA, 1822 nt
Organism: Schistosoma rodhaini
Lineage: Eukaryota; Metazoa; Platyhelminthes; Trematoda; Strigeidida; Schistosomatidae
Source: the annotation of a GenBank genome assembly
CUUUUUUUAAUUAAAUUCGAAUAGAAGAUUGUAUUAAUUCAUUAUUCAAAUGAAAACCUUUACAUUUUACUUGUAACAUACAUUUGAAAUGAAAUUUUGUAAUAUUUAACUUUUAAAUCAAUAAAGCAAAUGAGAAAUCCUGAAAAAUCAGAAAAUCUCUGGUGUUUUUCAUUUAUUCAACAUUUAAUGAAUAAAUAUUUGAAUUUUAAAACUAUGCAAUCACAUGAGAAUUAUAUUACAUUAAAACAAAAUGAUAUAAAUUUACAAUAUAGAAGACAAUCAUUAAAUGAAAUGAAAAAAAAAUCAAAAAAUAUAUUACGUAAAUCAACUACAAUGUUAUUGGAUCCUAAUCAAAAUCAAAUGAGUCUAAACUCUAUACUUCAUUAUAAUCCAUUAGAAUCUACUAGUUUCUCACAAUCAUAUGAACCUUUUAAUAAUGAAUUAAAUUCAUCACAAAUAUGGAAAUGUCCUCAUUGUUUAACUAAAAUUCAAUUAAUCAAAAUUCAGAAUACACCAGAAAUUAUUCAAUCACAUCGGCAAAAUAAAGGAAUUCGUACAAAUCCUUGGAUAUAUCAUCCUAAAUUAGAGUUAAACAAUAGUAAAUCUAAAAUACCUGUCACUUCUUGUUCAAUUUCUAGUUCAUUAACAGAUAGUGGUAUUUAUUUAUGUACAGAUAGUGGUUCACGUUGUGGUUACAUUACUCGAUCAACUACUGAAACUGAAAUAAAUAAAAAUAAUUAUUUUAAUGUACAUAAAAAUGAUAUACCGAUUAUACCUAUAUCACCAGAUCCUCCACCAUCACCAGCUCCAAAAUGUACACAAUGUAUUAUUGGUCCAGAUUGUUUAGAGCAUACAAGCUUGCCUUUUGAAGUAAAUGAGAACCGAACUUUAUUGAAUAAUUCUAAAACAACAUGUAAAGGAUUUUGUAAAUCAGCAACAUUGGAUUUAUCUAAUUUAGUCAGUGAAACUAAUGAAUCAAUAAAUAGACCAAGAAGGAAAUUAUUAACUAAAAGAGUGAGAAAUCAAAUGAGGAGGUCAUGGUUACAAACUACUACGGGAUCAAAAUUACUUCCAAAUCUAUCACCAUCUUUACAUUUAGACUCAUCAUCUUCUUCAUCAUCAUCAUCAUGUAAAUCUCCAUCAUUUGAACAUAAAGUUACUCUUUCAGCGGAUGAAAGAAUUCCUUGUUGUACAAAUGAUGAAACUGAAAGUAUAAUUGAUAAACAUAACUUACUAAGUAAACAAACGGAUACCAAUGUUUCUGAUUCCCAAAUUAUUGAAGACAAUGAAUUAAGUAAAUCAAUAAUAUCCUCUUUCAUUCAAAAUAUGUCACCAGAAUUAAUUAAAUCAAUAAAUUUAAACAAUAGUUUAAAUUUUUCAACUGUAUAUAAUGAUAAUCUUAACAACAAUGAAGAUAAUUUAUAUGAUGAUAUUCAAUUAGAAAAUUUACGAACUAAUUUAAAAAUUCUUUCUGAAGCUAAAAAUGUAAUCAAUAUGCAAAUGAGAAAUUUAGGUCAAAAUUAUAUUAAUUAUUUAAAGAAUAAAUAUUUAAUAAAUACAAUGAAAAAUCAAUAAAUUAAGAAAGAAUCACUCAAAUUUGAAAAUUCAAACUAUUUAAUGAUUACAAUGAAAAAUCGAUAAAUUACGAAUGAAUCAUUCAAAUUUGAAAAUUCAAUCUAUUUAUUGAAUACGAUGAAAAAUCGAUAAAUAAUGGAUGAAUCAUUCAAAUUUGAAAAUUCAAGCUAUUUAUUGAAUACGAUGAAAAAAUCAAUAAAAAAUGAAUGAAUCACUCAAAUUUCAAAAUUCAAGCUAUUUAUUGAAU